Molecule: messenger RNA, 1336 nt
Organism: Mesitornis unicolor (brown roatelo)
Lineage: Eukaryota; Metazoa; Chordata; Aves; Mesitornithiformes; Mesitornithidae
Gene: TMEM161A
Product: transmembrane protein 161A
Exons: 10
Source: RefSeq, a predicted model, not a curated record
CCUGUACCGCUACAAGCACCCCUCGGACCAAGAGCUCUGCGCCCUGGCAGGGAAGCAGCACCCCAAGACCAAGCGGGACAGGAGGGUGAACGGCAUGGCCGAAGACAAGCCCCUCUCUGUGCCCCGGGACAUCAACCUCCGCCUGGACACCAGCCCCAUCACUGCCAUGGAUGCUCUUGUGCUGCGUUAUUUCCUGGAUUAUCAGUGGUUCGUGGAUUUUGCUGUCUACUCCACCGCUGUGUACGUCUUCACCGAGGGCUACUACUGCCUGGUGGACCCCCAGAAGGAGAUGAACAUUGGAGUGCUCUGGUGCCUGCUGACCAUCGUCUUCUCCAUCAAGGUCUUCUUCAUGGUAAUGCGUCAUUACUUCCGCUCGGAGGAGGGGGGUGAGCGCUCCGUCUGCCUCACCUUUGCCUUCUUCUUCCUCCUCCUCGCCAUGGUGGCCCUGGUGAUCCGGGAGGACUACCUGGAGUUCGGCCUGGAGCCCGGUCUGGCUGGUGUCACCAACAACCUGGAGAGCACCCUGAAGCAGUGGGGCUGGGAGUGGAUGCUGCCUCUGGCCAAGCUGGGCUUCAAGCUGGGGCUGGUGGCCCUCUGCUCCUUCCUGGGUGCCUGCCUGACCUUUCCUGGGCUGCGCCUGGCCCAGACGCACCUCGACGCGCUGCGGAUGGCGGCCGACAAGCCCCUGACCCAGGUCCUGCUCCACCUGAGCUUCCUGGCACCUGUCCUGGUGGUGGUGAUGUGGAUCAAGCCCAUCUCGAGGGACUUCCUGCUCCACGCGCCCAUGGGCAAGCAGACGGUGCAGAUCUUGUCGGACUCUGCCUACAACACGGCGCGGCUCUGGAGCAUAGUUGGCCUCUGCCUGUUGCGCCUGGCCGUCACCCGCCAUCACCUCCAGGCCUACCUGGUCCUGGCCGAGCGCUGGGUGGAGCAGAUGAGGAAGGAGGCUGGGCGCAUCACCGCCCUGGAGAUCCAGCGCAAGAUCACGAGGAUUUACUGCUACGUCGCUGUGGUCAGCCUGCAGUACCUGGGACCCAUCAUCCUCACCCUCCACUGCACGCUGCUGCUCAAGACACUGGGGCACCACUCAUGGGGGCUGUACUCGGAGCCACCUCCCCUCCCUGUGGCAGCAACCGCGGCACCGCUGCAUCCCAGCAGUGAGGAUGAGGAGGACGUGCGCGCUGCGGUGGAGCAGAUCACUGGCGUCUUAGGUGGCAUCUUCACCCCUCUCUUCUUCCGUGGACUCUUCGCCUUCCUCACCUGGUGGGUGGCUGCUUGCCAGGUCGUCACCAGUCUCUUUGGCCUCUACUUCCACCAGUACCUGGCAGCCUCCUGA